CGUAAUAUUAGUCUCGAAGACAUCAAGAAGGAGGCUGUUGAUCUCGAGAGGAUUCCGGUUGAUGAAGUGUUCAGAGAAUUGAACUGCUCCAAGGAAGGUCUCACCAAUGAGGAAGGUGAAAAGAGGUUGGCAGUGUUUGGGCCAAACAAGUUGGAAGAAAAGAAGGAAAGCAAGUUUCUCAAAUUCCUCGGAUUUAUGUGGAAUCCUCUCUCUUGGGUCAUGGAAGCUGCUGCCAUCAUGGCCAUUGCAUUGGCCAACGGAGGGGGCGAGCCACCGGAUUGGCAAGACUUUGUUGGAAUUGUGGCAUUGCUGAUUAUCAACUCAACCAUUAGUUUCAUAGAAGAAAACAAUGCAGGCAACGCUGCUGCAGCACUUAUGGCUGGCCUUGCUCCCAAAACCAAGGUUCUGAGAGAUGGAAGGUGGACUGAGCAGGAAGCUGCUAUACUGGUACCAGGUGAUAUAGUGAGCAUCAAAUUAGGAGACAUUGUUCCAGCUGAUGCUCGUCUAUUGCAAGGAGAUCCCCUCAAGAUUGAUCAGUCUGCACUCACCGGUGAGUCUUUGCCUGUUACCAAGCACCCUGGUGAUGAAGUCUUCUCUGGCUCCACUGUUAAGCAAGGAGAGAUAGAGGCUGUUGUCAUUGCCACUGGUGUCCACACCUUCUUUGGUAAGGCUGCUCACUUAGUGGACAGCACUAACCAAGUCGGCCAUUUCCAAAAGGUAUUGACAGCCAUUGGAAACUUCUGCAUUUGCUCAAUUGCUGUGGGUAUGAUCAUUGAGAUUGUGGUCAUGUACCCGAUUCAGCGUCGCAAGUAUAGGAGUGGAAUUGACAAUCUCUUGGUGCUUCUCAUUGGAGGGAUUCCUAUUGCCAUGCCAACAGUGUUGUCAGUGACAAUGGCUAUUGGUUCUCAUAGGCUAUCCGAGCAAGGUGCUAUCACCAAGAGGAUGACAGCCAUUGAGGAAAUGGCCGGAAUGGAUGUUCUAUGCAGUGACAAGACCGGCACUUUAACACUGAACAAGCUUACUGUGGAUAAGAGUUUGAUUGAGGUUUUUUCAAGAGAUACUGACAAGGAUACGGUCAUCUUGCUUGGUGCAAGGGCCUCCAGGGUUGAGAACCAAGACGCUAUUGAUGCUUGCAUUGUUGGAAUGUUGGGUGAUCCAAAAGAGGCAAGGGAUGGCAUCACUGAGGUUCAUUUCCUUCCUUUCAAUCCAGUGGACAAACGUACGGCCAUAACAUACAUAGAUGCUAAUGGCAAUUGGCACAGAGUGAGCAAAGGAGCACCAGAGCAGAUUAUCGAGCUUUGCAAUCUUCGGGAAGACGUGAAGAAGAAGGCUCAUUCCAUCAUUGACAAAUUUGCUGAUCGCGGUCUUCGUUCCCUUGCUGUUUCCAAACAAGAAGUGCCAGAAAAGACCAAGGAAAGUGCUGGAGGACCAUGGCAAUUUGUGGGUCUGUUGCCACUGUUUGAUCCACCAAGGCAUGACAGUGCAGAGACCAUAAGGCGUGCUCUCCAUCUUGGAGUGAACGUUAAGAUGAUAACUGGUGAUCAACUGGCUAUUGGGAAAGAAACAGGUCGCAGGCUUGGCAUGGGAUGCAACAUGUAUCCUUCAUCCUCUCUCCUUGGUGAACACAAAGAUGAAUCCAUUGCUGGCCUUCCAAUUGAUGAGCUCAUUGAGAAAGCUGAUGGAUUUGCUGGGGUCUUCCCUGAACAUAAGUACGAGAUUGUGAAGAGACUUCAAGACAGGAAACACAUAUGUGGGAUGACAGGAGAUGGUGUGAACGAUGCUCCUGCACUCAAAAGAGCAGACAUUGGAAUUGCUGUGGCUGACGCAACUGAUGCAGCACGAAGUGCAUCUGACAUAGUGCUGACAGAGCCUGGUUUGAGUGUGAUUGUGAGUGCGGUGUUGACAAGCAGGGCCAUUUUCCAGAGAAUGAAGAACUACACCAUCUAUGCUGUUUCUAUAACAAUCCGAAUUGUGUUGGGAUUCAUGCUCAUUGCUCUCAUCUGGAAGUUUGAUUUCUCACCCUUUAUGGUUUUGAUCAUUGCGGUGCUGAAUGAUGGGACAAUCAUGACCAUUUCCAAGGACAGGGUGAAGCCAUCUCCAGUUCCAGAUUCGUGGAAGCUGAGAGAGAUUUUUGCCACUGGCGUUGUGCUUGGUGCCUACCUCGCUGUUAUGACUGUUGUCUUCUUCUGGGCUGCUCAUGCAUCUAAUUUCUUCUCUGAUAAAUUCGGCGUGAGAUCAAUCAGGGACAAUCACCACGAGCUUACAGCAGCUGUUUACCUUCAAGUGAGUAUUGUGAGUCAGGCUCUUAUCUUUGUUACACGGUCAAGGAGCUGGUCUUAUAUUGAACGUCCUGGCAUUUUGCUUGUUGUCGCCUUUCUCAUAGCACAGCUGAUUGCCACGAUCAUAGCUGUGUAUGCAAACUGGAGCUUUGCAAAAAUCAAAGGCAUUGGAUGGGGUUGGGCUGGUGUUAUUUGGCUCUACAGCAUCGUUUUCUAUGUCCCCUUGGAUAUCCUUAAGUUUAUCAUCCGAUAUGCAUUGAGUGGCAAGGCAUGGAACAACAUAACUGACAACAGGAUUGCUUUCACCUCAAAGACAGAUUAUGGAAAGGGAGAGAGAGAAGCACAGUGGGCUGCAGCUCAACGCACAUUGCAUGGCCUCAAUCCUCCGGAAACUGAACAAAUCUUGAAUGAAAAGAACAACUACAGGGAACUAUCCGAACUUGCAGAACAGGCCAGGAAACGUGCUGAAGUUGCAAGGUUAAGGGAGCUUCACACACUUAAGGGGCAUGUCGAGUCUGUGGUAAAACUCAAGGGACUUGACAUUGAGACAAUUCAGCAGCACUACACCGUUUGA
Abrus precatorius (Indian licorice) is the source of this 2853-nucleotide messenger RNA. RefSeq names its product ATPase 9, plasma membrane-type. Gene Ontology annotation, molecular function: ATP binding; P-type proton-exporting transporter activity; ATP hydrolysis activity. The coding region runs from base 196 to 2853 and encodes 885 amino acids. Gene Ontology annotation, cellular component: plasma membrane. Lineage: Eukaryota; Viridiplantae; Streptophyta; Magnoliopsida; Fabales; Fabaceae. The record is from RefSeq and is a predicted model, not a curated record. The transcript has 16 exons. Gene Ontology annotation, biological process: proton export across plasma membrane; regulation of intracellular pH.